This is a messenger RNA of Prinia subflava (tawny-flanked prinia), 1069 nucleotides long. RefSeq names its product urotensin 2B (gene UTS2B). The transcript has 5 exons. Gene Ontology annotation, biological process: blood vessel diameter maintenance; regulation of blood pressure. Gene Ontology annotation, molecular function: G protein-coupled receptor binding; hormone activity. NCBI's taxonomy places the organism in Eukaryota, Metazoa, Chordata, Aves, Passeriformes, Cisticolidae. The record is from RefSeq and is a predicted model, not a curated record. Bases 56 to 439 code for a protein of 127 amino acids. Gene Ontology annotation, cellular component: extracellular region.
GUGAGCUCAUCUGGCGCUGGUUGCAUUGAAGUCCUCCACCGUGCCUGAAGGAAGGAUGCUUCUGGGCGCUGGGAACGUGGAGAAGAUGUGGUCUGCCCAGCUGUGUCUGGGAGUGCUAACCCUCCUGACCAUGGCUCUGUGUGUCCCAUCCACGCAUGGGGACCCUUUUUUACUCCAAGAGAACCGAGUGCUUCCAGAGAGAGAAGACACAAAUCACGAGGACACAUUGCUGACUCUGCUCCUUAAUAAGAAAUUCGCAUGGCGGAGGCCAGAAAAUAUUGAGUGGGAGCUGGCAAAGAAAUUUGAAGAGCUUGAAGAGCUGGAGAAGUUGAAGGAUCAGCUCUCAGCUGAGGAUGGGUCAGAGGUGGCCUAUGCCUUGGAAAGUCUCUCAGCAUCCCAGCCCAAAAAACGCGCCUGUUUUUGGAAAUACUGCAUCUGAAGGUUUGCCAGGACUGGAGGAUGAAGAUGAGCCCUUCCCCAAACUGCCUUGCUGGGCAUUAAUGCAUUAAGAGUUUGCUCUGUUCCCUCAUUGUGCUGCUGAUUUGGAAGCCAUCCUCCAUGCCUGCACCACAGCCAAGUCUGACCGGGGCCGUGACAGGAGCUGGCAGCCCACUGCCACUCUCUGCUGUUCCUUUCUUCCAGGUUUAACCCACCGUGAUCUUCUCCUCAGAAGAUGCUUCCCAACUUUCUGUGCUGUCCUGUGUGUGCCAUUCAGGCUGCUGCCACUGUGCACUCCCCCCUUCUCACCAGGUCCCCUGGGGCACCGAACACCAACUCAGCUUCCCCGGGCUUGGGGCUCAGCCCACACCUGCAGGCGUGGCUCUCAGAGGUGUCUGGGUUUGCUGUCACCUCCUGGGCAGGUCUGAGCUGCCCUGGUGGCCGCUGUUGGGACAAGAAGGCGGGCUGGGUGUGAAGUCAAGGGCUCAGGGCUGGAUUGCUGGGCCAGAGCUGCUCCUUGCUGCAUCCCACAGCGUGCACAGGGGAGGGCAGGCAGAGAGCUCUGGGUCCUUUGGAUACCAUUCCAAUAAAGAUUUUCUGUUGCACAGAAGCAUGUGUUAUUUGCUUUCUC